Messenger RNA from Salarias fasciatus (jewelled blenny), 2286 nucleotides. RefSeq lists its product as uncharacterized. The record is from RefSeq and is a predicted model, not a curated record. NCBI's taxonomy places the organism in Eukaryota, Metazoa, Chordata, Actinopteri, Blenniiformes, Blenniidae. The transcript is spliced from 3 exons. The coding region runs from base 44 to 1780 and encodes 578 amino acids.
ACCACCAAGCACUUUGAGUCAUAAAGCUAAUUCAGAUCAAGUUAUGCAUUCAAGUGCUAAACACAAAACUGUGGCUGCACAAAUUCACCCAAAUUCUUCCAGCUCUGAGCCGGCUCUUCACAUGUCUACGCCCUCCCUACACACAGCGAACACAUCCAAACUGCUCAAUUCAGGAACCCAGCUCUCCACCAGUACAACUCCCAGCACUUCGCUUACAUGUAACGGCACUCUGUACAGACACACGGCCCUCAGGAACGCCCCGCUGAAAAAGUCUGCUUCCACAUCGAGUUCGCUGCCGUCUGCUGAGGUAGAAAAGCUAAAUAAUGUCUGCGUAUCAAGUGCAACUUUGCUUCAAUCAGCCGACGCAACACGAGCGCUUAGCUGUAAUGAAGCCCCCGACACGAGCAAACCUCAUCACACACGAGCAGAAAACAUCAGAACUCAGACCGGUAAUGAGUCUGGUGUCUGCGGUGUUGUUCCCAAUCAGGAGAGCAACUCCGGAACCCCUCCGCUCGCAUUAUCUGAGCCACGAAAUGUGUCGGAAAAGCAUAACAGAGGCGGCGAUGCUCGCGCCGACAAGAGCAAGCCAACUAGUAAUUCCGGAGAAGAAAUGUAUUCUGAUCAAACCAAAUUCAGUGAAAAUCUAAUCAAUGAGUUAGUAGUACAUGAGUCAAAAGAGCAUGGAAAUUCAAAUCCAUCACAGGUCACCAACCUUCAGAAUUACAUUUCCCUAAUUAAGUCAAGCGGCUCUUGUCUGCAGGGUUGCAUAAACACAAAACAACAAAGGCUUGCACAUUAUCAAGGAUACACAGGGACAGACCACGCGGGGCACUGUACAACAUGCCCACCAGUCAAAACAGCCCGGCAGAUGGAUUCAAAUACAGGGAAAUUUGCCUUGAGUUUGUCAGCCAGGCAUGCAAAUAUUCAGCUUAAAUCCAGUGCAGAUCAACAGACACGUCCCAAUCAGACAGCACCCCGUGCUUCAGCGCAAACCAACUGUGAACCUGUUAUCUCAAAGACAAACGCUCAUGUUAAGCCUGCUAAAUCUGUACACCGGACCUCCGAGUUCAAUAUUUCACUACUAAAGCAAGCACACUCCAGUCCAGACCUUUCUUUCACCGCAUCAGCCCAGAAGACCAGCGAGGGCGAGCUCUGCCCGCAAACAGGGCCUGAAUGUAAUUCCACGCUGCCAUCAUCGGCAUCGCAUCCACGCCUCCAGUCCGGCGAGGCGCAGGCAAUCAUCAGCCCGGAUUCAAAGUACAGCCCUGCUCCCCCUCAGCCGUGCCCAGAGGACACCAGCCUGGCUCACUCCCAUCCGGCUGAUGCAGCUCUGUUGUUGCCGCCUUCCCCACAGUGCUGCAAAUCUGCAGCCCUGCAGCAGAGGCUCGAGACUGUGGAGGCCAGCCUGGCCGCCAACAAAGACAGGAUCACCACGCUGCUCAACAUUAUCCAUGACCUGGAGAUGUGCCACAGUCCCACCAGCAGUCGGCGAUGCUUCAAAACCGGACAGGACCUGAAGAACUGCUCAACGUGCCAGAAGACUGCUUGUAUUGUGUACAGUGUGGAGUACGACUUCAGGCAGCAGGAAAGACGCUUCCUGGAGGUCCUGAACUGCCCUGACAGAGGGGGCGACACUUUCUCCGGGCCGCUGCCGCAGCCCCGAAACUUCAACCUGCUCACAAGGGGCAUCGCGAAGAACUUGUCAAAGACAAAGCUGAAGAGUAAAAAACUGUGCAAGACUCUGAUGAAAUGGCUUCCGAGGAAAAUUCAGCGAGUGUAGACCCCCGAACAAUACCCGUGUGCUGUUAAAUAGCCUUUAGCCGGUGUUACAAGUAACCAGCAGAAGCCUUUUGCAGAGGAUUUUUACUAUUCCCUCCGUACCCAUAGAGCGAGAUUACUGUGAAUUAGGCUCUCACCCUGUAGAGUUCCACUCUCCUGCACACUGUCAAAGCUUAGACGAAGGAUUUUGUACGAGAAUUCGCCCCUGAUCUCUGUGACCUUCAAUAAGAAUCAUUUCACUUUGGGGAGGUAAUGCUGUUUUCCUGGCAAUACGCCUGCUUGGCUGAGUGCAAGCAUACGUUUCUAUAUCUAAUUUUAUAUGAGAUGGUGUUCCCUUUGCACUGUUAUGAUUAAUGCAGCUGAUUUCCCUCUUUUGUUGUCCCCUCACCUGCUUCCCCCGACAAUAAAUGUUCAGUAUAUAACAAGGCUCAAUAUACAGACUGUUGGUUUGUCUGUGAAGGUUUCCAUUUCUCCGCAGCAUUGUUUACAGGAGCAGGUAAUUGCUUA